AUUUUCACUGCAUUUUUCUUGCUCUUCAUUGAUAUUUUUCUGAAGAAAAAUUCACCUAACGUUCCUCCAGGUCCAGUGCCUUUGCCUUUCCUGGGAAAUGUCUUUACAUGAAGUGAUUAUAUGACUAUGAAUAAGUUAGCAGAAAAGUAUGGGAAUAUUUUCAGUCUCAGGAGAGGUCUUACCAAAAUCGUGUAUGUUUCCGGAUAUAAGCUGGUGAAAGAAGCUCUUGUCUCAGAAAGAUUUGCUCGUUGUGUUUCACCGUUAUUUGAUGAUAUUUACAAAGGCAGAGGACUCUCAUUUACAAAUGGCUACUCAUGGAGAAAGUACCAACAGUUUUCUGUUAGUUUCUUCAAGAAGUUUGGAGAGAGCAGAGAGACUCUACAGCAAAUAAUCCAACAGGAAUGCUACUUCCUCUGUGGAUCAUUCAGACAGGAACAGGCUCCCCUCUGACAUUGCUUGGUGAUUUCAACCUCCCCUCUGACAAGCUUCAAUCUUCUUCCCUCCUGACUCUCCUGGAUUCAUUUGCCCUGACACAUAACAGCUUCAUCCCCACACACAAAGGAGGCAAUAUCCUGGACCUGGUAUUCACCCUGGACCUGGUAUUCACCCUGGUAUUCACCCUGGUAUUCACCCCAGCUACAGACAUGACUGCUACCCCACUACACAUCUCUGAUCUACACCUGUUAUCCUUCUCUCUCCCUAUCCUACCUAAAACUACCUCUUACCCCCUUGCUCUUACCCGCCGCAACCUCCACUCUGUCUCCCCUUCUUUUGUAGCUUCUGGCAUUCUUUUUUCGCUUCCUGAUCCUAAGUCCUUUUCCUCACUACCCUUGGACUUUACCACAGAUACUUUCCUCCACUCUCUUUCCUCAACCAUGGACUUUCUCUGCCCUCUGUCCACUAAACCCAAGAAAACCUCUUCUUCUGCUCCUUGGCUUUCAGAUGUUUUGCAUCUGGAUCCAUAUGCUUUGGAUGCAUCAGAAAUCAGUAAAAGUUUUUCUUUCAAAAAUUCUUGAACGGAUUGUCUA
Messenger RNA from Tachysurus vachellii, 1028 nucleotides. RefSeq names its product cytochrome P450 2K6-like. Gene Ontology annotation, cellular component: intracellular membrane-bounded organelle; cytoplasm. Lineage: Eukaryota; Metazoa; Chordata; Actinopteri; Siluriformes; Bagridae. The coding region runs from base 121 to 450 and encodes 109 amino acids. The transcript has 4 exons. The record is from RefSeq and is a predicted model, not a curated record. Gene Ontology annotation, biological process: xenobiotic metabolic process. Gene Ontology annotation, molecular function: iron ion binding; oxidoreductase activity, acting on paired donors, with incorporation or reduction of molecular oxygen, reduced flavin or flavoprotein as one donor, and incorporation of one atom of oxygen; heme binding.